Molecule: messenger RNA, 5600 nt
Organism: Betta splendens (Siamese fighting fish)
Lineage: Eukaryota; Metazoa; Chordata; Actinopteri; Anabantiformes; Osphronemidae
Gene: cdk14
Product: cyclin-dependent kinase 14
Exons: 15
Coding region: 221-1762 (513 amino acids)
Biological process (GO): protein phosphorylation
Cellular component (GO): nucleus; cytosol; cytoplasm
Molecular function (GO): cyclin-dependent protein serine/threonine kinase activity; ATP binding; cyclin binding
Source: RefSeq, a predicted model, not a curated record
UCUAGAUUGCGGUGGAGCAGGGAGGGAGGAAAGAAAGGAAAAAGUCCGACUGGAUCUCGCUUUCCUCUUAGACCAACAUCCAGACGCACCGCCAAAGGCGCAGCACAUUACGCACGUUUCCAGGUUGGAUGCCUGCUGUCUCCGCGGACUUGCCUUUGUGGAAAUGUAGUUGCGUUCCCGAGAAAAGCCCAUCUGCACAGGAUUCGCCUCUUACUACUUGAUGAGAGACGCGCGAGUCGCUGAGGCGCCGUUUCCUGUGUUCGCCAGCGCGCUGCAGCUGUGCCCAAGAAGCCCCCGCAGGGCUGAGCGACCACCCUCCUCCCCCCGCGUCACGCCGCCAGCCCGCACCAACAUGUGCGACCUGAUGCCAGCCUCCCAGCCCGCACAGAAGGUCGGCAAGAUGAAAAAGUUGAGGAGAACUUUGUCUGAGAGUUUCCGGAGCAUUGCUUUCAAGAAAGAGGACAGCGGCUUUGAUGAGAUAUGUGUCACAAAGAUGUCCACCCGAAGCUGCCAGGGAACAGACUCGGUCAUCAAGCCCCUGGACACCAUCCCUGAGGACAAGAAGGUCAGAGUUCAGCGCACGCAGAGUGGCUUCGACCCGUUCGAGAAGCCCGCCAGUCAGGUGAAGAGGGUCCACUCUGAGAACAAUGCCUGCAUCAAUGCCAAGAGUUCAUCAGCCGGCAAGGAGUCGCCCAAGCUGCGCAGACACUCCAGCCCUAGUUCUCCCACGAGCCCCAAGUUUGGAAAAGCCGACUCCUAUGAGAAGCUGGAGAAGCUGGGAGAGGGCUCGUAUGCUACGGUUUACAAAGGGAAGAGCAAGGUGAACGGAAAGCUCGUGGCUCUGAAGGUGAUCCGUCUGCAGGAGGAGGAAGGAACGCCCUUCACAGCCAUUAGAGAAGCGUCUCUUCUGAAAGGCCUGAAACACGCCAACAUCGUGCUCCUCCAUGACAUCAUCCACACCAAGGAAACCCUGACUCUGGUGUUUGAAUAUGUGCACACGGACCUGUGUCAGUACAUGGACAAACACCCUGGAGGCCUCCAUCCAGACAAUGUGAAGCUCUUCCUGUUCCAGUUACUGAGAGGCCUGUCCUACAUCCACCUGAGGUACAUUCUUCACCGUGACCUGAAGCCACAAAACCUGCUCAUCAGCGACACUGGAGAACUCAAACUAGCUGACUUUGGCCUGGCCAGGGCCAAGUCGGUCCCCAGCCACACCUACUCCAACGAGGUGGUGACCCUGUGGUACCGUCCUCCAGAUGUCCUCCUUGGAUCAACGGACUACUCCACCUGCCUGGACAUGUGGGGAGUUGGCUGCAUAUUUAUUGAGAUGAUUCAAGGAGUGGCCGCUUUUCCUGGUAUGAAGGACAUCCAAGACCAGCUGGAGAGGAUAUUCCUGGUCCUCGGCACUCCAUCUGAGGACUCCUGGCCUGGGGUGAACUCCUUGCCACAUUUCAAGCCAGACCGCUUUACAGUGUACAGCGCCAAGAAGCUGAGGCAAGCGUGGAAUAAGUUGGGCUACGUGGACCACGCGGAGGAGUUGGCCUCCAGGUUCCUCCAGUGCUUCCCAAAGAACCGGCUGUCAGCUCAGGCAGCGCUGAACCACGAGUACUUCAGCAACCUUCCUCCGCGGCUCUGGGAGCUGCAGGACAUGUCUUCUAUCUUCACCGUACCAAAUGUCAAGCUGCAGACGGAGAGCGGGGACAGCAUACAGGUGUGCACGCGCAAGAACAGCGGCAAGUCGUCGUGUGGCAGCAAACACUGACCUGAGGCGGCGCGACUGCCUGACAGGUGACUGUUUCCUAAAAAGAUGAAGGUCGAGACACGGACACGGAGGAUCCAGAGAAAUCAAAGAGCCCAAGUUCUCUUUAUUUAUUACUUUCACAAUAUGUAUGGGUGUGUGUGUAUGUGCGUGCAUGAUAAAGAGAGUGAUCACUGAGUCCACCUGAAUGCAUGUGUGCAUUAGGAACAGUACCUAAGGGUUCAGGCUAUCAUUUGAACAUUUUGUUUACUUUUUAUAAGGUUCUAAUAACUCAUAACAUUUGUCACCGUAUAAACAAAAGGACUUUAAUAUUGGUACAUAUUGCGUUUUGUGUUUGUAACUAGCCUCCUAUUUAGGAAUGUAUAUUUGUAUGUAUUAUAUCCUCAUCUAGAAACUAUAUAGCGGACAACUGUAAUAUAGCUUCAUCACUGCACUGCACAUAGAACGCAUAUAGGGGACAUGUGUGUGAGCAACAAUGCAUCUGUAAAACAAAAAGAAAACUAAGUCCUGAAGGAUUAGUUGUUUACAUCUUACUAACUGGGUUUAAUUUGUGGGACUAUUAUCAUCAUAAUAAUAAUAAGAGCGGGCUUUUAUAUGGUGUAACGCAUCAUCUGGCAGCCAUAUUGGAGGUCCUUGGGCAGAUGGUUAGUAUGAUGUCAAAUUAGCUAGGCAACCCUGCCUUUUAAAUCAAAGUCAGUAUAUCUGAUUCAAAUUGCAAAUUUAUUGGCCUUUUCUAAAUGAACACACCAAUAAUUGUCCACUACACUCUUACUGACCUUUCUUGCUUUUGCUGAUUUAGUGUUAUAAAAAACCCAUGUGUAGUAAAGAGACUAUACUGAAACUGGCUGAUAACUGAUAACGUGCAUGUAUCAAUAUAUUGACAACCACGUCUAUAACAACAAAUGGGUUUUGGAGGAAUGGAAGCCGAACUUCGUACAGCAGGUUAGACAGACCCAGCACAUGGUUAAGGUUGGGCAAAUACUGUGGUCUGGCUACAAAGAAAAUGAAGUCAUUUCAGGCAGUGUGUGUUUUUUUACUUGCACAAUCUUCCCCAAACCUUAACCAAAGUGGUCUGGUUGACUUCAACCACACAAAGGACUCUGGAGUCAAACCUGGUUCUGUAGUGUGUCAGUUGUAAAAGUUGUACAUUCACAAUAUCCUUGUAAUUGUUUUUGCAUAAUUAAAUAUGGCACUUAAUGUAUUGAAAAUAUUUGAUGCUGCGGGACAUAACCCACUGAUAAAAAAAGUAAGGCCUGUUUGAAAAAUAACAAUAGGACCUCCGACGUGGAUGCAGAUCAAGCUGUUUGAUGUUGCAAAUGAGAAGCCAGAUGCACAACAGGGACAGCAUCGCCCAACGUGCAUAAUAAUAAAGAUGCAAUACUGUAACCGACAAAAGCUGUACAUGUGUGUGCGCUGGUGUGUGUGAGACACUACGUAAAACGGCAAUAGCUAAGCGUUGGUGCUUCCAUCAUUUAUAAGAGCUAAAACAAAAGGCAAAACACCAAGGCAAUAGGCUGCGUGGCCUAUGGUUUGAUUUGGCCCACGACAAUCUGUUGAAUUUAGCCGAUGCUAUCAAAACAUCUGCAAUAUUUUACACAAAUGAUCUGCUCCAGCUGUUUGUUCAGUUCACUGGUCAAAUGUUCAAAUCUGAUACUUACUACUUUAGGCACGUGUGUGUUUGUGUGUGUCUUGUGUUGGUGGUGAAUAACUUUAAAUCAGUCCCUCCACCACAAACAUGUGCUCCAAGCAGAGGCUUCCCCCAGAUGUUACAUCCUCUAAGUUCUGAAGAAGGAGACCUGUACGGCACAGUAUCAUCUGCAAAGAUCUUUAUUCUGUUUUGUUUUCUUCUGCUCUGUUUAUGUAAAAAAUAUCUGAAUAUUUUACUUUAGACAUAAGGUGAUAAUUGUGAAGUACUAUCAAUGCAAUAGCUUCCUCUUUGUUAAUCAGUCUGAUAUUAACAUCAAUAAUAAUAUUGGCCCUGUACUGUUGACUAGUCAGAAGGUGAAGCUGCAGAUGUGUUACUGCAGAGAACUGAACAUUUGAACAAUUAUCACAUCCCUCCGAACCCUUUAAAACACCCACACAGUCUGAUAUUACCUAUUUCCUGCUAGGAUAAUCUUCCUGUACCUGUAGUUCCACCAGCCUCGGCACAGUACAACCCCGAAGCCCCUCCACGACCUUCAGCUGGAACUUGCUUUGCCGUCUGUCACAUUCAAAGCUUGGCUCUUACAUCUAGUCCAUCUAGAUACAGGCAAGUGCCACAUGGGACUUAAAAACAUCAGAUUCUGCAAGUUUAUAGUAUAAAACGAAAAUGACUGGCUUUGUGUUCAAAGGAUUUCAGCUCAAUUUGAAAAACUAGGUCUGUGGAUUUUUUUCUCCAAUUUUACAGACCCCAAAUAAUACACCAAAAAAAAUCCUCCAACAUGCGCAGCACAUGGAUGUUGGUAUAAGUCAAACAUCUACUGUAAAUGUGUAAACAUUUCAUUACAAUUGAAAUUGUAUUCAUUCAUUACAGUCAUUUACAGGUGGAGAAAGCAAACUUUGAAAUUGGAGUCGUAUCUUUGACGCUUGAUGAACUAUGUUCCAUUUGUUUAACUGCAGACUGACCCAAAAACGAAUAAACGUGAGGCAAAGUCUCCCCAUUUGUGUUUUAGAAAUGCACUUUAUUAAAGACAGAUCAGUUCUCCCUACAGUACAUUCCAGCCUUUUACAGUUGGUCACUUUUAUGCACUUGCUAAUAUAUAUAAAUAUAUAAACCAAUAUGCUUAUCCCCGCUUCGCCUGACACUGAGCAAACCAGCCCUUUCUCACAAAUGUAAAUAUCUCCCCAGUUUUGAACCUCUACCACAAAUGGAUGAGCGCCUCUGUAAAUGCAGCGCUGGACGUUAUCGCCCAGCUUCUUCAGUCUCACGCUGAGGCUGCGAUUGUGCACCGGGAAAGAAAGGACGGAAGGAGGGAGGAGGCAGAGGGUAAUGCCAGUAAAACGGCGUGACAGAAGAGGGUUAAUACCAUCGAGCGCGCUGAGAUUGCCCAGCCUUGUGUGGCUUUAAGGCAUCGCAGGCAGCAUUAGCAGCUGAAUAAUUAUUUUUGGUAUGUUUCUCCUUGUACAAUCGCUCACACUGCUUCAUUUCUAGCCCUGAAAACACUCUUAUUUCUAUGGAGCUUUGGCAGCUGUCUUGUAUAGAACUUAUAUUUUUGAAUCCUGUGUGGGCAGAGUUCCUGAAGGCACUCGCAACAAACUUGAAUGUUCUGCAUAUAUAUGAAAUAAAAUAAAAUCCAGUGAAAGAAGGACUUGGUGGAAUUGCACAUUAAGCACUGUGACAGGAAACAAAGUAGAAUAACAAUAGAAAUGGAAAGUGAUAAAGUGGUGAUACACCUUUAAUAAAGUGAAACGGUAAUGCUUCCAUUAUGUUUGUAUACAGGGUUGCAUAUGUCCCCAAAUGUUAUCACUGUAUGAAUAUACAUAUAUGGUGAAUAUAAUAUAAGGCAUUUAUUUUUGACAUUCUUUAUCAAGUGGUAUAAGUAGGAAAACAUACAGGUUGUAUCCAGCGUGUAUCCUUGCUGUGAGGAACAACUAAUCUGUGUUUCUUUUUUUUCUACAAAGCUUCUCUUGUGUUUUUUUUUUUUGUAUGCUGCACUGAAAAUAAAUCAUUUUUACGUGGUUUGGAAAAACAGAAGUGUCGCCGAACGCUUCACCAAGUGAAACAUAUAUAGUAUACAGUAGAUUAUCUGUUGCAUUAUUUGUUACGACCUGUAUGUAACGUUAUUAUGGAAGAUGUAAUGUCCUUCUGUAAAUGUUGUUAAUGUUGUUUUACCUGAAAUAAAAAUUUAUUAAUGCUUAA